Molecule: messenger RNA, 1456 nt
Organism: Neurospora tetraspora
Lineage: Eukaryota; Fungi; Ascomycota; Sordariomycetes; Sordariales; Sordariaceae
Exons: 1
Coding region: 291-1271 (326 amino acids)
Source: RefSeq, a predicted model, not a curated record
ACUUCACAUGCUUAGCCUCAAGAACUCUCCAAAACAACAAACUUCUAUCAUGUCUUAAACUCAACUAGUUCAACCUCGGGUCAGUGAACAAGAUAACUGUGCUCCAAGCACACGCAUGUUGGUCUCAGCGGCAGAUAUGCCCCUCGCCAGCAAAGCUGCAUACAACUUCAAUCAACUCACCAUCAAACCAUACAUAUCGUCAGCUCUACCGGACAGAGCGUGCUCUUUCACCUGUCUCUUUCGGACUCAACAUCAUCUGUUGCCACCGGCAUAAGACACCCUCGGACAUCAUGGCCUUCCUCAACCCCGUCCACGGACUCGUCGUCCCCUUCCUCUGCCUCUUCACCAUCCCCAUGGCCAUCUUCGCUGGUAUCACCUCCGCCCUCGCCUUCUCUCUGCUCAUGUUCCGCGUAGCCAUCGUCUACGUCGACAUAGCCAUGGCAUUCGUCCCCCAAUUCAUCAAAGGCCGUCACUACCAUAGCAUCACCGACGGCGAACUCCUCACUCCACGCCGCCUAUCCUCCAGCAGCAGAGGCAGCUUCGGAAACAGAGCCGGCGAAAGUGGGGACAAAUCGCCCUCAGCCGUCGUCUCCCCCUCCCCUUACUACCAAAACGGUUACGACUCCCACCAGCGGAGUCCCCUCCGCCGUAAGAGCAGUUACGGCUUUGGCUCUGUUCGUCGCUCUCGCCGCUCUAGUCAAGCAUCCAUCUCACCAACCAUCACCUCCAUACUCGAAGACGGCGAGAUGAUCCCCCCUCUACCCGAGUCCGGAGGGCUGGCACCCUCCGUCGGCAUCGAGCGAGACUUUGAAGGGGUAGGCGGUUGGAAAUUCAACGACAACAAGGACGACGACGGCUGGGAGAACAUCAACUCACGCCUGGAACUCCCCAUGGAAAGGUGCUCGAGCUUUGGAGGUCGGUACCAUCACAGUCUGAGCCAUCGGUCGCAUAGUGCUGGGCCGUCGCAAUCGUUGGAGGGGGGCUGGAUGGGGGGAAGUACCAGUAGUAGAAAGGGGACUUUGAGGAAUGGAAGUGGACCAAGUGGAUCGGGACAUGGUGCCGAGGCGCAAACGAGUUGGCAUGGUACGGGUGCCAGGGCGAAUAGGAGCGCUUUGGGGAGCAUUUCCAAGACGUUGGCUUUGACGCCGGGUGAUAGGAGGAAUAAUAACCAUUAUGGAAAUGGGGCGUCGCCGAUGGGCAUGUUGGAGCAGGAGCAGGGGUAUUUUGCUGGUUUCACUUCUCAGAAUGGGAAGUGGAGGCCUAUGGCGUGAAUAAUCAUGAUGUACCGCUUGUUCGAUUUUGCCGAUCUGGACAAUGUUGGUGGCGGCUGUGUUUAGUACAUAAUCAGGAUCGCUUUUUUCAGCGGACACAACAUUGUAUACCAAAUUAUAAGGAUAGAACAAGGCUGGGUAUUAAGGGAAAGCGACAAUAAAGCUCAACAUACUUCGAUAUGAUC